CAGAAUAGAAGGAAAAUGAACCAACUGCAGGCUUUGCUGAAUGACAGUCUUAUCAGAACAGAGCAUGUAGAAAACGCAGCUAUCAUCGACAUAAAGGAAAGACAAGUCUGUGCAUCAACCUUUGGCUUUAAUGUGCCACCAGAGAAUGCUUUGAACCUUAUCUAUACUUUCUACAAGAACUUAUUGCAAGUUAGAAGGGGAGGACUCUACUUCAAGGAGAAGUACUACAAAUGUGUCCGCGCAGAUGAGCAUUCCAUCUAUCUUCAAAACCCAGAUGGAGGCCUGAUAGUUGUGAAGACAAAGACUUUCAUCCUGGUUGCUACUUACAGAGUGGGCACGUAUCCCAGUGUGUGCGUGGAAGCUGUGGAGAAACUAGAGAAAAUGUUGGCAGCCUGUUUUGAUUGCCCAGGAGGCCCAGAAAAUCUCUACGUGAAAGAAGUGAUGAAACCACAUCCAGGAGAAGGAGAAGUUCUAUUGAAGGUCUCUGCCAGUGCUCUCAAUAGGGCUGAUUUACUCCAGAGGAGAGGGAAGUAUCCUCCCCCCAAAGGAGCAAGUGAUAUUUUAGGCUUGGAAGCAGCUGGGAGUGUGGCUGGGCUCGGACCUGGCUGCAGGGGCCAGUGGAAGAUUGGCGAUGCAGUGAUGGCUCUGCUCUCCGGAGGUGGCCAGGCAGAAUAUGUUACAGUACCCGAAGGCUACCUGAUGCCAAUUCCCAAUGAUAUGACUUUUAUUCAGGCUGCAGCCAUUCCCGAAGCCUGGUUAACAGCCUUUCAGCUGCUGCAUUUUGUAGGUAAAAUACAGAAGGGCGAGAGAGUGCUGAUCCACGCUGGAGCUAGUGGAGUUGGUAUGGCAGCCAUUCAGCUGGUAAGACUGGCAAAAGCUAUUCCCAUCGUGACAGCAGGAACUCAAGAGAAACUGAAAGCAACAGCAAACGCCGGAGCAGCUGCAGGGUUCAACUACAAGAAUGAAGAUUUUAGUGAAAAGGUCUUGGAGUUCACCCAAGGUUCUGGAGUAGACAUUAUUUUAGAUUGUGUUGGUGGCUCAUACUGGGAGAAGAAUCUCAACUGUCUGACUACUGAUGGCCGGUGGAUUAUUUAUGGACUGCUGAGUGGAAGUGAAGUACAUGGAGAUUUGCUUGCAAGGCUGCUUUCCAAAAGAGCAAGCAUCCAUACAAGUCUAUUACGAUCACGAGACAAGGAGUAUAAGGAACGGCUGGUGAAAGCCUUCACGGAAGAUGUGCUGCCGUAUUUUUCUGGAGGAACCUCCCCUCAUCUUCAACCAUUUGUCGACAGCGUUUACCCUCUGCACGAGAUUGCAGAAGCACACAGGAUCAUGGAAGAAAACAAGAAUAUUGGCAAAAUUGUCAUCGAAAUGCCUGCUUCAUCUUAAAGAAAGGCCUACUGCCGUAGUUGUUUCAGGGACAGAAUCAUUACAGGUGUUUGACAAGCACAGAAUCUGCCGUUUCUGCUUCUUCCAAACCUGGAAUGAUUUAUUGCGGGAGGAAGCCAAAAAGGAGGGGUAAAGCAAAGCCUUACAGG
Messenger RNA from Gymnogyps californianus (California condor), 1535 nucleotides. It is a transcript of the gene TP53I3, whose product is annotated as tumor protein p53 inducible protein 3. Lineage: Eukaryota; Metazoa; Chordata; Aves; Accipitriformes; Cathartidae. The coding region runs from base 16 to 1386 and encodes 456 amino acids. The transcript is spliced from 8 exons. The record is from RefSeq and is a predicted model, not a curated record. Gene Ontology annotation, molecular function: NADPH binding; quinone binding; actin binding.